Molecule: messenger RNA, 1619 nt
Organism: Colletotrichum destructivum
Lineage: Eukaryota; Fungi; Ascomycota; Sordariomycetes; Glomerellales; Glomerellaceae
Product: Putative NADH:flavin oxidoreductase/NADH oxidase, aldolase-type TIM barrel, NADPH dehydrogenase YqjM
Exons: 2
Coding region: 192-1472 (426 amino acids)
Cellular component (GO): intracellular anatomical structure
Molecular function (GO): NADPH dehydrogenase activity; FMN binding; NADP binding
Source: RefSeq, a predicted model, not a curated record
AGGAUAAAAUCCCUCUCACCCCUCCCCCUGAGCCCUUCUGUCAACGUUAUCAACACGAAACCGUGGUCUACAACGGCUCCCCUACCUGGUGAUACUCCUUCAACACUCACUCCAUAGAACAACACCCCGGCACGCAACAGACACACAGACCUGUUCCAGCGUCUCGUCUUGUUCAAGUCUCUUCCGGAACGAUGACCGGCACCGCCAACAAGGCCGCCCCAGGCGUGCCGUUUUACACCCCGGCUCAAGAGCCCCCCGCCGGCACCCCCAUCGACCCCUCCCCCGCGCCGACGCUCUUCCAACCCCUCCGCAUCCGCGACGUCACCCUCAACAACCGCAUCUGGGUCUCGCCCAUGUGCCAGUACUCGGCUGAGGACGGGCACGUGGCCGACUACCAUGUCGUGCACCUGGGCCAGUUCGCGCUGCACGGCGCCGCGCUGACCGUCAUCGAGGCCACGGCCGUCGAGCCGCGGGGCCGCAUCUCGCCCGAGGACGUAGGGCUGUGGAAGGACUCCCAGAUCGCGCCGCUGAAGCGGGUCGCGGACUUCAUCCACUCGCAGAACCAGGCCGUGGGCAUCCAGCUCGCGCACGCGGGGCGGAAGGGGAGCUUGUUGGCGCCGUGGAUCACGGAGGUGCAUGGCAAAUUGCUCGCGCGCGAGAGCGAGGGCGGGUGGCCAGACGACUGCGUUGCGCCGAGCUCCAUCCCGUACACCAAGGACUGGGCCAUGCCGCGGGAGUUGACCGUGGAGGAAAUCCAGGGACUUGUGAAGAGCUUCGCCGACGCGGCCAAAAGAGCGAUCGAGGCUGGCAUCGACGUGAUUGAGAUCCACGCCGCCCACGGGUAUCUGUUCAGCGAAUUCCUCUCUCCCCUGAGCAACCAACGUACGGAUCAGUACGGAGGCAGCUUCGAGAACCGCACGCGCUUCCUCUUGGAGACUAUCAAGGCCGUGCGCGACGUUAUCCCGUCCGGCGCGCCGCUCUUCGUCCGCAUCUCGGCGACGGAGUGGAUGGAGUACGCCGGCAAUCCCUCCUGGACGAUCGACGACUCGAUCAAGCUCGCCAAACUCCUACCCGGAGUCGGCGUGGACCUGUUGGACGUUUCGUCGGGCGGCAACAACGAGGCGGCCAAGAUCGACAUCUCGCCGUACUACCAGGUCAGCCUCGCGGGCCGAAUCCGCGAGGCGCUGGAGGCCGAGGGAAAGGAGCUGCUCAUCGGCGCCGUGGGCAUGAUCAGCAGCGGCGAGAUGGCACGAAGCAUCGUCCAGGCGAAGAAGGCGAACGGGGAGGCGAAUGGGCAGAAGGCGACGCUGGAGGUGGACGAGGAGCACGGGCAGGUGACGCACGCGGACGCGGUGUUUGUGGGGAGGCAGUUCCUGCGGGAGCCAAACUUUGUGUACAAGAUUGCGGACGAGAUCGGGGUGAAGAUCAAGUGGGCUAAUCAGUACCAUCGGGCGCCGCGGAGGAAGCAAUGACUGCAUGGCCGGAAGAACGCUUCGAAGCUUUAAGAAGGUAGAUAGACUUGGACGAUUCGAGACUAUAAAACAAGAGACAGCGGUAGAUGGUGGGGGGGGGUGGUUAGAGGAAGUUAGUUACGCUCAAAUAGAGAUCAUUUUGAAAAA